Messenger RNA from Sinocyclocheilus anshuiensis, 4773 nucleotides. RefSeq names its product ELKS/RAB6-interacting/CAST family member 2 (gene erc2). NCBI's taxonomy places the organism in Eukaryota, Metazoa, Chordata, Actinopteri, Cypriniformes, Cyprinidae. Gene Ontology annotation, molecular function: structural constituent of presynaptic active zone. The record is from RefSeq and is a predicted model, not a curated record. The transcript has 21 exons. Gene Ontology annotation, cellular component: cytoskeleton of presynaptic active zone. The coding region runs from base 113 to 3073 and encodes 986 amino acids. Gene Ontology annotation, biological process: maintenance of presynaptic active zone structure; neuromuscular synaptic transmission; regulation of synaptic plasticity.
GGGGGACCCGCACAGUGAUGGAGCGGCGACAACGCUGAAAAGGAUGCAAUAAACACCCUUGUCGAUCCGUGAAGGGGCUUUUCUUACAGACUGUGUUACAGAACCUCGGGAGAUGUAUGGCAGUGCACGCGCCGUCAGCCACAUCGAGGGCAGCCCUGCUCGCUCUCCACGGCUGCCCCGCUCUCCUCGGUCGGGCCACCGUCGAGCCAACAGUGGCAGUUCGGGCAGCAAGACCUUAUCCAUGGAGAACAUCCAGUCCCUCAAUGCUGCCUACGCAACAUCUGGCCCAAUGUACUUGAGCGACCAUGAAGGUGUCGGAUCCACGGCUACUUACCCUAAAGGCACCCUGACGCUCGGUCGGGCCACGAGUCGAGCGAUGUACGGCGGUCGGGUUACGGCCAUGGGCAGCACCCCUAAUAUCGCAAUGGUGGGACUCCCGCACGCCGACCUGCUGUCUUAUGGAGAUCUGGGCUCACUGUCUAUGCUCCACCACCAGGGGACGCCGUCGGCCCUGCUGCGACAGGCGGUUAGGGGCAGUGGAGGUGAACUUUUGGAGCUCCAAGCACAGAUGCGGGACAUGCAGAGGGAAAAUGAGCUACUACGGAGGGAGCUGGACCUGAAGGACAGCAAGCUGGGCUCUUCCACUAAUAGCAUCAAGAGCUUCUGGAGCCCCGAGCUGAAGAAAGAACGCGUGAUGAGGAAAGAGGAGGCAGCUCGCACGUCAAUUCUCAAAGAACAGAUGCGAGUGACCCACGAGGAGAAUCAGCACCUGUUGGACGCCAGGAGAACAAAGCACCUCCAGUUGACCAUCCAGGCCCUGCAGGAUGAGUUGAGGACUCAACGUGAUCUCAACCAUCUUCUCCAGCAGGAGAGCGGGUCGCGGGUCAGUGCUGGUGAGCACUUCACCGCCAUCGAGCUAACCGAGGAGAACUUCCGUCGACUCCAAGCCGAACACGACCGUCAGGCCAAAGAGCUCUUCCUCUUGAGGAAGACACUGGAAGAGAUGGAGCUGAGGAUUGAGACGCAGAAACAGACGCUAGGAGCCAGAGACGAGUCCAUAAAGAAGCUGUUGGAGAUGCUGCAGAGUAAAGGACUUCCCCCAGCCUCAGGAAGAGCAUCAGAUGAGGAAGAGCAAGAGCGAGCCAGGCGUAUCGCAGAGGCUGAAGCACAGCUGGGACACCUGGAGGUGAUAUUAGACCAGAAGGAGAAGGAAAACAUCCACCUGAGAGAGGAGCUUCAUCGGAGAAACCAACUUCACCCAGACCCUGGAAAAACUAAAGCUCUUCAGACUAUCAUAGAGAUGAAGGACACCAAAAUUGCAUGCCUGGAACGCAACAUUCGAGACCUGGAGGAUGAGAUACAGAUGUUAAAGGCGAAUGGAUUGUUGAACACGGAGGAUCGAGAGGAGGAGAUCAAACAGAUGGAGGUCUACAAAAACCACUCCAAGUUCAUGAAGACCAAGAUUGACCAGCUCAAGCAGGAGCUCUCAAAAAAAGAGUCUGAGCUUUUAGCUCUGCAAACAAAACUGGAAACUCUAAAUAAUCAGAAUUCAGACUGCAAACAGCAUAUUGAAGUGCUCAAAGAGUCCCUCACUGCCAAAGAGCAACGCGCUGCCAUCCUACAAACAGAGGUGGACGCUCUUAGAUUGCGUCUGGAGGAGAAGGAAUCUUUCCUUAAUAAGAAGACGAAGCAACUGCAAGACUUGACAGAGGAGAAGGGAACACUGGCCGGGGAGAUCAGAGACAUGAAAGACAUGCUGGAAGUCAAAGAACGCAAGAUAAACGUCCUACAGAAGAAGAUUGAGAACCUUCAGGAGCAGCUGAGGGAUAAAGAUAAACAGCUCGGGAAUCUAAAGGACAGAGUGAAGUCUCUCCAGACGGACUCCAGCAACACUGAUACUGCCCUCGCCACGCUAGAGGAAGCCCUGUCUGAGAAGGAGCGAAUUAUCGAGCGCCUGAAAGAGCAAAGGGAGAGGGAAGACCGAGAGAGACUGGAGGAGGUGGACUCAUAUAAAAGAGAGAAUAAAGACCUAAAAGAGAAGGUGAACUCUUUACAAGUGGAGCUAACAGAGAAAGAGUCGAGUCUCAUAGAUUUAAAAGAGCACGCCUCCUCACUGGCCUCGUUAGGUCUCAAGAAAGACUCCAAACUCAAGUCCCUUGAGAUCGCAAUCGAGCAAAAGAAAGAAGAAUGCAGUAAACUGGAGACACAGCUACAGAAGCAAGCAGAGCAGCUGUUCAGUCAAAUGAACAAUCCCAAGGCUCAUGAUAUGGAGGUGCAACAAAGCUCACGUGGGAACCCUGAGUAUGUGGACCGGGUCAAGCUUCUAGAAAAGGAGGUGUCCUUCUACAAAGAGGAGUCCAGCAAAGCCCAGGCCGAGGUCGAGAGGUUAUUGGAGAUUCUGAGAGAGGUGGAGACAGAUAAAAAUGACAAGGAUAAGAAGAUCGCAGAACUGGAAAGUCUUGCUCCUAGGCAAACCAAGGAUCAAAAUAAAAAGGGCCCAGGCAUCAAGCUUGGUCCUCAGAUGGACAAGAAAGGCCCUGGGAAUAUCUUGCAAGACCAACGGAAGGAUAAUCCAAUGGACAACCCAAAGAUGGAGGAGUUAUUGAAUGUUUUGGAGAAGACGAGGCAAGAGUUGGAAGCCACUAAACAGCGUCUGUCCUCCACCCAACAGUCUCUGACUGAGAGAGACGGCCAUCUGACCAACCUCCGACAGGAGCGCAGAAAACAGCUCGAGGAGAUCUUGGAGAUGAAACAACAGGCUCUGCUCGCUGCUAUCAGUGAGAAGGAUGCUAACAUCGCUUUGCUGGAGCUGUCCUCCUCCAAUAAGAAGAAGACACAAGAGGAAGUGUUGGCCCUGAAAAGAGAGAAGGACAGACUAAUGCAUCAGCUCAAACAACAGACACAGAGCAGGAUGAAACUUAUCGCUGACAACUACGAGGAUGACCAUUACCACCCUCACGCUCCACCUCCUCGACACCCUCCACCACACCAUCGGGGUCCAGGCCGUGGACCGCCGCAUCCCGGACACCGACCCGCUCCAGACCAGGAUGAUGAAGAAGGAAUUUGGGCAUAACUAUUUCCAAACCAAAGCUAUGAUGUUGUUUUGUGGGACAAUUCAGUCACUAAAGGAGGAGCACAGCCAUGCCAUACAGAUGAAAUUCUACAUUGUUCACUUGGCCAGUCUUUACCUACAAUCAGAUUCAUUCUUUUGGAUGGGGCCCCGUUUUUUUCCAUGCAUUAAGGAAAGAGGCGGAUCAUUAGUUUGAGUGGGAGGGCCAAAGCUGGAGAUGACCACCUGAGCAGAUGAUUAAAAAAAAAAAAAAAUGGAGAGGAAGUCUUGACUGAACAGAAACACAGUUACUUCCUGGUGCAGUCCUUUUUCUAAAGACAUUUGCCUUGAAGACUCUCCAUGCUCAGUUAACACUAGAUGAGACACUGCAGCUGCUCCUAGUUGCCUGGUUUUCACUUGAGACCAGUGCAUCCAGCUGGACCAGCCCCUUCUCAUCACUGCCCCGCCCACUCUCAUCUAGCUCCACCUCUUCAAUGAAGCAACAUGUCAGCCUGCACCCAUUCAAGCCUUGAUUCUGUCAUUUCUCUGCUUUUUUUUAUGUAAUCCAAUGUAAAAUAAUACCAUCCUAAUAAUUUCAUUUUGAACCAUUUUUUACGAUCACGUCUGCAUUCGCAAGUCUGCCAACUGUUGCCUGCCUUCAAUUCUUUAGAUUUUAUCAUAUGUGCUACUGUAUACAUUUAUGUACUUAGGUUUGAGUAUGCUCUACGAUAAGCAUUUAAGUCUCCAUUUUUGGUUUUUAGUGUAUAUUGGACCUUAGAGAGUUAGUAUACCUCAGAGGUAGUCUACUCUAUGCAGAGUUCAUUUCGUCUCACCGAUUAUAACGCACAUAACAUACACCAUGCUAACCAGAAUUUGCCCUUUCUUUUUGCUUGUGCUCCACUCAAAACACCAAGCCUGGUCUGCAUGUAAGCUCUCAUGCACCUAUGCACCUCCACCCCUUACAACAGGGAACAUUUCUAAUGGUGCUUCAACUGGUGCUCAGGCCCAAAAGAGAUGGAGACGGCCAUGGCUAAACUAUUUCGGACAUCAGCUGAUCUAUAACACUCCAUGAAUCCAUGGCGGCAAGUUUUUCGGAAUAUAAUUGAGAUGUUUUCCCAAGCUACUGCUGCAGGUCGUAGCAUUGAUGAAUUCAUCAAGACGUCUGUUGACAAGGCCAGUCCAACCUGCGUGUCCCAUAAAGGGAACGUCCUUCUCCUUUAACGAACCGCCCCACCAGGUACCGGCGGAGCUACCGCCAAAUUCUCGUAACGGCUCAACAUGGUGGCGAGUGCCUAUUUAUAAAUAGAUAGUAGAUAUAUAGAUAGAGAAAUACUAGCUAAAUAAAGUGUGUCUACUGUGGUCAGACUAUUGUGUCAGAAAUCAAGGGAAACUUUUUUUUUUUUCGGUGUGUUUGAGUCGUGUGUGUUAUCAUUGUCUGUUUGGCCCUCACAGUGCUCCAAUUACAAGAUAUUUGCACUGGGGUCUAUGCAAAAAAAAGAACACAAAAGGUCUUUUGCAGGACAUGUGCAGAAUCAAGAAACUAGAUCUUCAGCUAGAAAAAGUGUUGUAUAGAAUAUGUUGCACCUCACAAAAAACAACAAAUCAAACGGCAAUGAGAUCUGAACAAAAUAAAUGAUUAUGGUGACCUGAGGUGGAUUUCAUCAUUGUAAACACACCUUAAAGGAAUAGUUCACCCAAAAAAGAAAAUUCCGUCAUUAAUUACU